CAGUCUCUUGCGAUCAUUUGAAACAUCAUGAAGUGUUUUCUUCUAGUUAUCGUUGGACUGGCACUACUGUGCAACACCACUUGUCUUGUCACAACCCGUCCAAAAACCGUGGAAGUGACAACAGACAUUCUUGAAAAUGAUACAGAGAAGAUUGAAAUCAAAGAGAAGAAAAAUAAUUACACCGAAAAAGUUAAUAAGGAUAUUUACUUGGAAGAUGUGGUAUUCGCGUUACAAAAUCAAGAUUGGAGUAAACAGGAAGAGGCUUGUUUGAAUCAGACUUUGCAAUUGAUUCGGAAUUUGCGGAAUUUUACGCUUUGGGCGGUUUGGGAUUGGGAUUCCAUAGCCUCUGAGCCGCAAGGCCUGCUCUUCGGAAACCGCUACCAGCUAGGAAAUUUCGACGAAUGCCUGAACCCGCCUUGGGUCCCGUCCCGCCCAGAAUUGAAGACGCAGUAUUGCUUGGCAGAUAUAGUACUGGAAAGAACGGACUAUGCUGUCAAGAAACGGUUUAUUAUGGGUGUGGAUCCCGAUCAGUCGGUACUGGAUUAUUUAGAGGUACACCCACCUCACUCGAGACCCCUAAACGAGCUGACCUGGGGGGUGUGCGUGCCAGCCUCCUGCGGCUCCGGCUCCGUGGAACGACUGAUGAGGACCAUGCUCGCGCGCAGCCAUAUUGGAGUAGCGGGCAUACGACCGAGGAUCACCACCGGGGACUGCCAGAGGCAGGGAGAGGAGAGACCGUACGAUGCUGCCUUUUGGGCGUUCAUAGCUGUUUUGGCUGUCCUAAUUAUAACGUCAUUGGUCUGCACCUAUCUUAACAACAGAAGAUUCAAGUGUGAGCCAACAACACUAAAAGAUGAUAUUAUAGAAGCAUUCUGCCUCAGAGAGAACGCGAACAACCUACUGAAAAUGCAUAAAGAUGGCAUUGAAGUGUUCUACGGGAUUCGGUUCCUGGGUCUGUGCGGCAUUGUGGUUGUGCAUCAACUUGGUAUACUUAAUUCAGGAGCCGUGAGCAACGGGAAACAAGUCGAUCAGUUAUCACCCGGCCCCGGAGGCUGGAUCGUCCUCCACGACGACUUGUUCGUCGACACGUUUUUCCUGCUCUCCGGGUUCCUGACAGCGACAGCCUUCAGCCAGAUGAAGAGGUUCCCUAACCCGCUAUUAGCCAUUUUGAAACGAUAUAUCAGGCUAAUGCCAGCGUUUGCAAUAGUGAUAUUCUUCGUGAGCGCAGUGUACCCCUACACGGGCUCCGGGCCGAUGUGGCCGAAGCUCGUUGAGGGCGAAACCGGCUCAUGUCGCAAGAAUUGGUGGCUCAAUUUGCUCAUGCUGAAUAACUACAUCGACAGUGAGCACAUUUGUCUCGUGGUAUCGUGGUACAUCCCCUGCGACUUCCACUUCUCCUGCGCCGCCAUUUGCCUGUACUGGCUGUACACGCGCCAACCAAGGCUAGGCUUAGUCUGCGCAGGCGCCAUCACAGUCGCCUCGGUCCUGCUGCCUGGAGUGCUGACUUACAAGUACAACUGGAAUCCCAUUCAACUGUUUACCUUCGAGUUUGUCUCAAACCCGCGGGGAAGCCCGGACUUCCACCACAUGUACAUCAAGAGCCACCACCGCGCAGCCUCCUACAUCGUCGGGUUCUUUAGCGGGUUCAUAUUCAUCAAGAAUAAGAAUGCCAUGAGGAUUUCACGGGUAGGUACAAAAUGGGCUAUCCUCGGUUCUAUAUCGGGCAUCGUCAUCAUGCUAUCGGUGCUCAUCAGCGGGACUACUUUCCUAUGGCGCACGUACCACCCUAUAGAGGGCGCUGUUUACGCGGCAAUCAAUCGACCCCUCUGGACCGUCGGCGUUGCCAUGUUGGUGUUGUGUUGCUCGCUGGGAUACGUCCCUCUUAUAAAAGCCGGUCUAAGCUGGCACGUGUGGGUGCCGCUGAGCAGGUUGUCGUACGGGGUGUAUUUGACCCACACUCUCAUCUGCAUGAGAAGUGUUUUCGUCGCUCGAAACUCUCAGCAUUACGAUUUUGGUGACAUAUUCACUGCCGCGGCGGGUGUUAUAUUCUGGGGCUGCAUAGCAGCAUUUUUCAUCUGGCUGAUCGCUGAAGCGCCUGCCCUGCGGUUGUUUGACAUAUUUGUUAAACGGGUGCUAAUGAAACGCACAACAGAACGUAAAGCAGAAGAAAAGUCGGCCACUCAACAAACGAGUACCAUCAGUACACCUGGCAGCAGUUCGGGACAUCUACAGGACAACCUGCCUACUACCGUGCAGUUUUCCUCUAAAGUGUAAAUUUCAAGCCAAUUAAACACACAACAGAACGUA
Molecule: messenger RNA, 2307 nt
Organism: Cydia amplana
Lineage: Eukaryota; Metazoa; Arthropoda; Insecta; Lepidoptera; Tortricidae
Product: nose resistant to fluoxetine protein 6-like
Exons: 13
Coding region: 28-2274 (748 amino acids)
Molecular function (GO): acyltransferase activity, transferring groups other than amino-acyl groups
Source: RefSeq, a predicted model, not a curated record